This is a messenger RNA of Cavenderia fasciculata, 1551 nucleotides long. RefSeq lists its product as uncharacterized. The transcript has 3 exons. The coding region runs from base 1 to 1551 and encodes 516 amino acids. The record is from RefSeq and is a predicted model, not a curated record. Lineage: Eukaryota; Evosea; Eumycetozoa; Acytosteliales; Cavenderiaceae.
AUGAAUAAUAAUAAUAAUAAUAUAGAUAAUCAACAACAACAACAAAUAACUUUGCCAACAACAAUAACAAGGAUUAUUAUUGACUUGUUAUUGUGUUGUGGUAGGGAGGAUGGCACUUCAAAAUGGUUGAUAGAGGAUUCAUUGAAUCUUUCAAGAGUAUCAAAGAGAUGGUUAAAGAUUACAAGUAGUGUAUUUGUACAAUACUAUACUUUAAGAUUACAAUCUAAUGGUGUUGACAGUAAUAUCAACUAUAUCAAAAGAUUACAACAAAAUAUUCAAUCACCAUUUUGUUUACUAUAUCAUCAAGCAUUAACAAAGGUUGAAUUGGUAUUUGGUUAUGAUUAUACCCAGAUUGCAUACAUUCUUCACAUACAAAAGUUAGACCUACCAAAUCGUAUAACACAACUAAAACAUGCCAGUCAAUUCUCAGAUCUCAAAGUACAAAUAGAAUUUGAACAUCUACAACCAACUGGCAUACCUAUUAAACCAAAACCUCGACAAUCCUAUGAGAUAAAAUAUUCAAUCAAUCGAGACAGGCAACUCUUGAAAGGAUUUCAAAAUCUAGAUAUACUAUCAAUCGACUCUUCAACAAGGGUCAUUAUUGACAAACAAUCAGCAAUCUACAAUCAACUAGUACAAUUAUUUACAAAUAGAGAGGUGUUUGGUCAAAUAACAACAUUGGAAUUAUUUACAUAUGAUGAAAUAGAUGUUGAUGUUUUGAUACCUAUUGUACAACAAGGAGGUAAUCAAUUAACAACUCUAUUUCUAGAUGGUCCAUACAAUCAAAAAGUUUGUCAAGUUUUACUACCUCUAGCAAUGAAUCUAUCAACUUUGGCUUAUAGAGAUGGUCUAGAUGAUAAACUUGGUGAAUACAAUCAGACAACCAACAACAUUAACCUCAACAACAAUGACAACAAAGAGGAAAAUUAUUUUUUAAAAUUAAUAGAAAAUAAUAAUAAUUCAUUAGAGAGACUAUACUUGGUAACAACAGAUAUCAACAUAUUAAAUAAUAUAUUUAUUAGUGGUGGUGGGUUGAUCUUUAAUAAUUUAAAGUUUCUUCAAAUCCCAUCUUGUCAUCUACCAUUCAUGUCUUGGAGUUAUUUCAAAGUAUCUCUACCUCUACUAGAGGUGAUAAAGAUAAAAGAUGGAAUUAAACAAAAUAGAAGAGAUGAUAUCAUUCCUAUAAAUGUCCAUACAUUUCCACCAAUCAUUUACCAUCCAUCAUUGUUGGGACUGAAAUUAAAAUGUUCCAUGAUACCAAACGAUCUUUUAAGAAUUGAUCCACUCAAAUACAUUCCAUUUACAACAUUGAAAAGUUUGACAUUAAAGUUAAAUGGUCUAGGCUCAACCAUACCAUAUUUGGAUAGAUUCGAGCAACUAGAGACACUUGUUAUUUCCAUUUCUGAAGAAAAUGGAACAUCACCAGAAUUUCAAUUACUUUGUCAAGAUAUUUCAAAGAUCAAAUCACUCGUCUCCCUUGACUUGCUCUCGUUGAACCAAUUCGACGGGGAAAAUCUACAAGAUCCAAACCUGAAGAUCAAUGGAUAUUAG